CCACCGGUAGAAGGGUGGUCACGUGACACGACAGUCCGGGAGCGGCCUCCCCUGAAAUCUACUGCUCGAACCCGAGAUGGAGGCGACCCUGGAGCAGCACCUGGAAGACACGAUGAAGAACCCGUCCAUCGUGGGUGUUCUGUGCACGGACUCGCAAGGACUGAACCUGGGCUGCCGUGGAACCCUGUCUGAUGAACAUGCUGGAGUGAUCUCUGUCCUAGCCCAGCAAGCAGCUAAACUGACCUCUGACCCAACAGAUAUCCCUAUGGUCUGUCUAGAGUCAGACAAUGGGAAUAUAAUGAUCCAGAAACGUGAUGGCAUCACGGUGGCAGUACACAAAAUGGCGUCUUGACCUCUCAGACCUAUUCUCCAAACAAGUGUAGAACUCAGACCAAUCUUUCCAUCUCAUUUUGCUAUAAUGCUACAUGAUGAAGUGCCAGUACUUAGGCCAUCCAUUAAAUAUAAUACCUGCUUCUUUUCUGUUUA
This is a messenger RNA of Gracilinanus agilis (Agile Gracile Mouse Opossum), 486 nucleotides long. RefSeq names its product late endosomal/lysosomal adaptor, MAPK and MTOR activator 5 (gene LAMTOR5). Gene Ontology annotation, cellular component: Ragulator complex; cytoplasm; lysosome. Bases 77 to 352 code for a protein of 91 amino acids. Lineage: Eukaryota; Metazoa; Chordata; Mammalia; Didelphimorphia; Didelphidae. Gene Ontology annotation, molecular function: guanyl-nucleotide exchange factor activity. The record is from RefSeq and is a predicted model, not a curated record. The transcript is spliced from 4 exons. Gene Ontology annotation, biological process: cellular response to amino acid stimulus; positive regulation of TORC1 signaling.